GAUCUACACAAAAAAGUAGUUCAUCAGGUCAAGAAAUAUUAUAAAUGUUACAUAUCUAUUUCGUCAGAGGAGGACUGCAUGUAUUGGUAUAAUUUUCUGGCUUACCAUAUGGCAGGUGCCAAUAUGCAUGAUGAGCUAUGUGAUCUCAUGUUCUCAUUAGAUUGGAUUAAAAUAAAAACAGAACGAGUAGGGCCUGCUCAUUUGAUUCAUGAAUAUGUUGAAUACAGUAAAAUACUGGAUCAGAAGCAUCCUAAUACACGUGAAAACUUCCAGGAAUUUUUGUCCUUGAAUGGGCAUCUCCUUGGACAUCUUCAAUUUGUAGAUAUUGUACAGCUGGGUCUGUGUCAGCCAGAAAAUUCAGAAGUGUAUCGACAAGCAAAAUUGCGAGCUCAGCAAGAACUUAGUAAAGGAUCUCUUUAUGUGGAAUGGAUCAAUAAAACAUCAGUGAAGAACAUGUACCGUUUGGUUGUACAUUCACAUACAGAUGCCGUUUACCAUGCUUGUUUUUCCCAAGACCAUCAACAAAUAGCUACAUGUGGAGCUGAUAAAACUUUGCAGGUAAAAGUUUAUGGUAUCAGCACAACAAGAUAUCAAUUAUAUAUAUUAUUUAUCAAUUGAUGCAUGCAUAUUUUAAAAAUCAUAUUUUCAAAUUGAUGUUGUUGGAAAACUGCCAGAUGGGCUAGAAGAAGGGGUCAAAUUAGGGCAUAGCUUGGAGUCCUUGCCCAGCUGUAAAUGGCAGAAGCUUGACUUCCCCCAAAAUCCAUGAAAUCGUAUCCUUUCAUUGCAGGGGAAGACAAUCUGAGAUUAUUAUAACAUAGGUGAUAGAUAAUAAAGUUACUGACUUUGUUAUUCAUGAUUGAUUCUGGUUGCUUGCCACUGAUAAAUCUUUUGAUAUCAAUUGUUCUGAACAUUAAAGAAGGAAAGAUGGAAGAGUUACCCAGUUUGUUUAAUUGGUAACAUAAGGAGCCCUCCAUUUGGAUUUUUUAAAAUGAAAUGUAAUUCCUGAUGUGGUUUUGUUGUAGAAUACCAUCUGGUUCCAGAGAUAUACUGCACUGUUACCCAUUUUCUACCAACUUAAACUGAUACAUGUUCAAGAUGCUUGAAAUAAAAGAAGUAUUAUUUUUUAUGCUCUAAAAUAACCUAGAGAAACAAUCGUAUUUUAUUUGUAUCAUAUGUUUAACUCCCCUUGUGUUUUUUUAUCUUGUGUGCUUGAUAGCAGGUUCUUACAUGUAACUAAAGUUUGCAGGUUGGUUACAGUUGUCCAGUGCUUAGGUUUUCAUGUAUUCCUUGCUUUUGAAAUGUUACCUAUUAUGUGAUUUACAGGUAAUCCUCAACGUAU
Molecule: messenger RNA, 1339 nt
Organism: Thamnophis sirtalis
Lineage: Eukaryota; Metazoa; Chordata; Lepidosauria; Squamata; Natricidae
Source: RefSeq, a predicted model, not a curated record